Messenger RNA from Quercus lobata, 423 nucleotides. RefSeq lists its product as uncharacterized. The record is from RefSeq and is a predicted model, not a curated record. NCBI's taxonomy places the organism in Eukaryota, Viridiplantae, Streptophyta, Magnoliopsida, Fagales, Fagaceae. The transcript is spliced from 2 exons. The coding region runs from base 1 to 423 and encodes 140 amino acids.
AUGUCAAAAGAGCUUCUCUGCAAAUUACCUGACAAGUCAUCGGCUUUCAACUUCAACUACACGCAGAGCUCAAUAUGGUCCCCUUUGGUCCCUCGGGCUUACAGUGCCAUGGACUUGAAUUUUGAUUUUGAAGAUUUGGAUUUCAUGACACCCACAAAUAAAAAGAUCUCAUUUGGUGGUGGCGCUAUGGUGUUGAGCAACAAAACCAAGUUGAAGAAAGUCACUUACAACAUCAAGAAGAAGCUCAACAUAAAUCUUAAUCUUAAUGUUUUGAAGAUGAAGCACAUGCACAAGAACAAAACCAAGGCUUGGACUAAGGCGUUGAAAGCUGCCUCUAAACAUUUCAAGAAAAAGAAGAAGAAAGAUCCCACGGCCCAUGUGAAGAUCUCCAACAAUUUGAGAGAUGGGAACAUUUCAAGAUGA